Molecule: messenger RNA, 261 nt
Organism: Purpureocillium lilacinum
Lineage: Eukaryota; Fungi; Ascomycota; Sordariomycetes; Hypocreales; Ophiocordycipitaceae
Source: RefSeq, a predicted model, not a curated record
AUGAAGGCCGUCGCAGCUCUCCUCGUCGCCCUCGUGGCCGCCGUUUCGGCCAGCCCCGUGCUCUCCGAGCGGGCGGACCAGUGCGCUGGCAUCGCCGCCGCCUGCACCCAGAAGGUGACCGACCACUCGACGCCUCAUCUCUACCUGACCCCAACCCCGAGCACAUGUCACGUCGACACGCUGUGCCCCGUCGACGUCGCUCGGUUCUGCCCCUGCUACCAUGUUGCCAAGGACUGCAUCAAGGACGCUGGGUGCCAGUAA